GCUGCAGGAGGUGAUGGAGACCAGAAAGAAAGAGAUGGAGGAGAUAAAAGAUGAGAACAGCAGCAGCUCAGACAGUCAGGAGACGUCAGGAGACAUCACUGUGUUCGUUGAUCCCAGCUGCAAAUAUAUCUGUCUGAGAAACAAGUCUAAUCAGGACAAACCACUGGGAGGACGUCAGUUAAAAGUCCAGAUCAACAAUAGUGAACCCAUCACAUACACAUUUGAUCCAUCAGUGGAACUCAAGGCUGGAAAGUCUGUUACUUUAUACCGUCCAGGCUGUGAGAGUUAUGCCUCACCUGAUGGGCUGGAAUGGAAGGAGCUGAAGUCCUGGAAGUCUGGAGACAGAGUCCAGGUCUCUCUGCAGUGAAAUAGUUCCCAGUUGAACUCCUUCAAUAAAGUUCAGUAAUCCAGCAAACAGCAACAUUAUAGAUGAGAAACAGCACGAAUCAGAUCUUCCUGCAGAA
Molecule: messenger RNA, 464 nt
Organism: Mugil cephalus (flathead mullet)
Lineage: Eukaryota; Metazoa; Chordata; Actinopteri; Mugiliformes; Mugilidae
Product: lamin-A-like
Exons: 4
Coding region: 14-367 (117 amino acids)
Source: RefSeq, a predicted model, not a curated record